CCCCUCGACCUAUAGCGUCCAGCGCGGGUGCUCGCGCACAGAAGGGGCUGCGGGGACUGACAUGGCGGCAGCGGCGGCGACUGCAGCGGCCAAAGGGAAUGAGGGCGGCGGUGGCCGAGCCGGGGCUGGCAAAGCCAGCGGCGCCACGCGAAAGAAGAAGGGCCCGGGGCCUCUGGCCACAGCGUGUCUGGUCAUCUACAAUGUGGUGAUGACGGCGGGGUGGCUGGUUAUAGCCGUUGGUCUGGUCAGAGCAUACCUGGCUAAGGGGAGCUAUCAUAGCCUUUAUUAUUCAAUUGAGAAACCUUUGAAAUUCUUUCAAACUGGAGCCUUACUGGAGAUUUUAUAUUGUGCUAUAGGAAUUGUUCCAUCUUCUGUUGUCCUGACUUCUUUCCAAGUGAUGUCAAGAGUUUUUCUAAUAUGGGCAGUAACACAUAGUGUCAAAGAGGUGCAGAGUGAAGAUAGUGUCAUUCUAUUUGUUACUGCCUGGACAAUCACAGAAAUUAUCCGUUACUCCUUUUAUACAUUCAGUCUAUUAAACCAUCUGCCUUACCUCAUCAAAUGGGCCAGGUACACACUUUUCAUUGUGCUCUACCCGAUGGGAGUGUCAGGAGAAUUGCUCACAAUAUAUGCCGCUCUGCCAUUUGUCAGACAGACUGGCCUGUACUCCAUCAGUUUACCAAACAAGUACAAUUUCUCCUUUGACUACUAUGCAUUCCUAAUUCUGAUAAUGAUCUCCUACAUUCCAAUUUUCCCCCAGUUAUACUUCCACAUGAUACACCAGAGAAAAAAGGUCCUUUCUUAUACUGAAGAACACAAGAAGUUUGAAUAGUUCCUGCUUUCUGCACCAUCCCAAAUCCCCCAAACCAAACUUUUCAAUGAUCAAAAAAUGCUGCAGACUUUUUGAGUUCCCAAUAUGUUUCAUAGAAAAUAAGUAAGAACUAUUUUUAAAAUAUUUUAAGAAAAAGGAAAAAAACCCACAAAAUCCACUGUCAUAUGAGCCUGGGAUUUUAUAAAAUAAAUAAAUAAAGGCUGUUAUACAGUGUCCUGGCCAGUCCUUUCAGCAUGCUUUUCCAGCCGAGAGCUCCCAGUAUUUAUGAUGGCCCCAAAAAAGGGAUUGGGCGUUUUAUUUCCUCCCGUGUCCUUCAUGUAUAUGAUAAAUAAAGGUCUGUAACACUGAGCCCUUGAGAGUUCCAAUCUGCAUCACAGUUCUAAGUAAUGAAAUUGCACUGACUGACUGCCCAGCCCGUGGCAGAAGUUAAGUUUCAGUCUGCAGUAUGUUUAGCAUUCCCUCCUCAAAGUACUUGACUGCAUGCUGGAAACGUUGUACUUUUGAAACAGCGAACUUUGUCCUCUAGAAUGAUCUGAAGUUCUGGCUGGGCCCUAGCCCUCCUAUCUAGUGAAUGAAUUAUAAAAUGUAUAUGCCUGUGAAGCUUUGGGGUAGUGCCUGUAACCAGAAAACCACUAGAACCCUUCCAUUUGUUUUCCGUUGAGUCACUGCCAGCCACUAAGAAUGGUGCUUGAAUUUAUUAAGUAUGUGUAUAUUGUAAAGAACCUUCUUUGCCUAGAGCUCAGCCCAAUUAUAUUUUAACAAAUGACAAUGCUCAGAGAGGGACAGCUCAAUAGCCAGCACUGCUCUCAGAACACCUCGUGAUGCCAACAUCCAUUCUCAUUUAUGGACUCGAAGUGGGCUUUGUCAGAGAGGAGUAGGGAAUCUGUUAUUAAAGGCACAUAGGCCAUGUUGCUUUAGAAAUGCAGUCAGUAAAACAUUUAUGCACUGUUCUUUUUUGGCUUUUCUGUUUAGAUGUUUUUUCCUAAUUAUAGUCCAGUGUUAAUUCCCACAGAAUUACACGUCCAGUGGCAGCUCAUGUUCUAGGUAGGCAGACUUGAGCCAAAGCAGUAUCAUCUCUGCAUGUGGAAAAGCCACAAAACGCUAUGAUCCUGUGCGUAUUGUCUUAAUUACCAUUGUGUCUUGCUGGGUGUGGUGAUACAUACUCAUAAUCCCAGCUACUCAAGUGACAGGCUUUGGGAGGAUCAUAAUUCAAGGUCAGCCUGAACAACAACAAAAACAUUGAGUAUCCCCCAUUUUAACAAGCUGGGCAUGGUGCAUUCCUGUGAUCCAACUACAAAGGGAGGCAUCACUGUCUGUGGCCAGCUUGAGCAAAAAUAAAAAGGUUGAGGCAUGGCUCAAGUGGCAGAGUACCUACCUAGCAAGCCUGAGAGAGGCCCUGUGUUCAAACCUCAUUACCAUCAAAGGGAAAAAAACAUCAUGUCUUCAUAACAUUUAGCUGUCCGACUACAUUUAAAACACCUCCCAAAAGGGUUGGAUGAAAAUGAAAAGCAUAAGUUUAGGUAUACUAGAUUUUAAACAGGGUGUCUCUAUGGAGUCUUUGUUUUUCUUGGUUGAUCUUGAAGACUUUAAAAAGUCUAGCUUGAUGAGUAAUUGUCAUUUAAAAUAUAAUUGCUAAUACCAGAGGCAAAUCAUAACAAAAAAAAAUUUUUAAUGCUUAUUUUCAUAGAAUCUUGAAAAUAUAAUGCAAAUGUAAUGAAUUAUUUUUAAGUUGAACAUUAAAAUUCUGCUUCAUUAAGUCAGCACUCUUAACUUGGGUGUGUUGAGAUUUGAAUCUGUUCCUGUAUUUGUUACACAAAUAUAUGGGAAAGAUGAUUUCUCGUUCAUUUUCUCCCUUUUUACCCUUCCAAAAUGGUUUCUCCUGUAAAAAUAACUUGGGUUAUAUUAGCCUUAUUCCUUUAUUUGGUUAGUACUGUUUCAGUUCUCAGGUGGUUGGAGAAGAUAGUAUGACAAUUGCAUGUUUUCUAGCAUUGCAGGACUGGGCAUUUUCUUCAGGCCUCUGGAUUGUAAGUGGCCACUUCAUGUAAAACAUUCUCUUGUAGUCAGUAGUGUUGCAUUGAACUGAACGUGGCAAUAAGAACACAACCGCCAACUCACUUUUCAAAAAGUCUGAAUUCCAAGAGUGUUUUUGUGCAUCAACUUUAAAAUACUUAUGUCAGAUAAGUAUGGUGUGUCACUGUGUCCUUCAGUAACCUCCCUAAGCAAUUGGGUUCUUAAAUCUCUAACAUGAAUUAAUUUCUCCUUAAAGUGCAGGUGUUCUUUUAUAAAUUGAGAACAUCCACCUCUCCAGAUGUCACAUCUUACAAGGUGAGAAGGAGGAAGGUGUUUUUCAGUGGGUCUUUUGUCAGGGUAGGUGGUUUAUUUCAGCCACAGUGAGACACCGUCCCCUCUGUGCCCAUUUGAUGGUGUGUCUCAGAUCCCCCAAGGGGCCUUCUUCUGAGAAUCCUUUGAGGUGCACCACAGUGCUUUGUAAACACAAGCUGCUAAUCUGCAUCUUGCUGUGUUCUCUUUGCUAAGCUUGGGAUCACUCAUUUCACAUGUUUCCACCGUGGUUUAUCAAAGGCCCCAUGGAGUCAGCCAUGAAGUAAAGCGCUGUCCUCCCAGACCAGGAAGUUGCUCAGAAGGAAGAUGUAGUGCUAAAGAGGCAAUUGAAAGGUCAUGCCCUCAUUUUUCACUUGUGUUGGCAAUUCGGUUCAAAUAAAAGACUGGCAUUAAUGUGGUCUGACCUGCAAAUUAUCCUCUAUUCUGAGUUUCAGAUAAACUAUUAUAAAACUUCAAAUUCGAUAACACACAACUUGGAAAUUUGGGCAGAAAAUUAGACAAACAUACAUACAGUCAUUUUUGUAUUUUUUCUAUGUCGUGAAAACCAAAAUUGUAAUUUUAUAAAGUCUUUGAUUCACUAAAAUUAUAUAAUUUAAAUGUAUUUUUUGUAUAUUUAGAAAUAAGGAAUUCGAAGACCAUGCUUAACUUUCUAUGCAUGCAUUUGAAAGCUGUUUUUACCUGAUAAUGUUAAUGUAGUAAUAAGUUGUAUUUAUAAAAUACUGAUCUGUGUUGCAUUUCAAAAUAAACUGGUGUGUGCUCUGCCUGGA
Molecule: messenger RNA, 3936 nt
Organism: Dipodomys ordii (Ord's kangaroo rat)
Lineage: Eukaryota; Metazoa; Chordata; Mammalia; Rodentia; Heteromyidae
Gene: Hacd2
Product: 3-hydroxyacyl-CoA dehydratase 2
Exons: 7
Coding region: 62-829 (255 amino acids)
Biological process (GO): sphingolipid biosynthetic process; fatty acid elongation; very long-chain fatty acid biosynthetic process
Cellular component (GO): endoplasmic reticulum membrane
Molecular function (GO): 3-hydroxyacyl-CoA dehydratase activity
Source: RefSeq, a predicted model, not a curated record